AUGUUCUCUCCGUCGUCGUUCCGCUCUGUGCUAGGGGCCACAAAACGAGUCAAGGUCGUCAAUCUCUUCCGUCCUGUCUCUACAAUCUCCUCCGACAUACCUCCAGAGUUUCUAGCAGCUAUACAGAAAGAGAAUGGAGGGCCAGAUUCCGCAAUGCCGGAGAUAAAGCGAGAAGUCUUCACCGAAUCUGAACCAGUUACGGACCCGAAAGAAUGGCAAGAUCGAAUAAAUGUCUACAAAUCCAAAUUCCGCCUACCCAAAGCCGUCCAAGCGGCGUAUAUGAAACCCCUUAAACGGAAACUAGAAUACUGUCUACCAGUUUGCAACCUUCAGCUCCGCUCGUACAGCGCACGUCAUGUCGAAUUCUUCGCUGAUUUCGCGCUCCGUGCUGCUUACUACCUUAAUAUUCCUGCCACGGGCCCGGUGCCGCUACCACGCAUAGUUGAGCGAUGGACAGUCAUACGAAGUCCCUUCGUUCACGCGAAGAGCAAGGAGAACUUUGAACGUAUAACCUGUCGACGACUGGUACAGCUUCAGGACGGCCAUCCAGAUAGCGUCCAGUUGUGGUUGGCGUUUUUGAGAAAGCAUGCCUUCCACGGUGUGGGUAUGAAGGCGAAUGUGUUUGAGCAUACGUCUCUAGAUGUUGGCAAGGAGAUGGACGAGGCCGCGGUAAGUCUUGAGAAAGCUCUCGACGCGGAACUUGCGCAAUUUGGAUCGAAGAAGGGCUCCCACUUCCCAGAGUCCAUUGCCAGCAUGUUGGAAAGGGAAUCACAGACAAGGACUGGAGCUCCGCUCACGGAGAAUGCCGUCAUCUUCUCCGGUAUCCAGCCCACCGGCAUUCCGCAUCUAGGUAACUACCUCGGGGCGCUACGCGCAUGGGUAGACCUACAGCAGACCUCCCAGCCAGAUACGAAGCUGAUUUAUUCGAUCGUCGACCUACACGCGCUCACGAUACCGAAAGACGCUGCGCAAUUGCGACAAUGGCGGAAACAAGCACUUGCUGUGCUUUUAGCAGUGGGGAUUAAGCCGGAGAGGGCCACAAUAUUCUAUCAAUCUGCCGUACCGGCGCAUUCGGAGCUGAUGUGGAUAUUGAGCACGAAUUCAUCGAUGGGAUAUCUAUCUAGGAUGACACAGUGGAAGAGUAAACUCCAGCUACCCGAGGACUCGACGCUCGAAGAGUCUGGCGCACGAGCUCGUCUAAAACUCGGCCUCUUUUCAUACCCCGUCCUACAAGCAGCGGAUGUACUAGUCCAUCGGGCGAAUUACAUACCUGUGGGAGAAGACCAAAAGCAACAUAUUGAAUUUGCACGCGAGGUAGCGAACGGGUUCAACCACCUUUACGGACCUAUACUCACCGUUCCAGAGGCAUUGAUCUCCCCCGCAAAACGCGUGAUGUCUCUAAAAGAUCCGAAACAGAAGAUGUCCAAGUCCCAUACCGAUCCUAAAUCCCGAAUCCUCCUCACAGAUACGCCGCGGCAGAUCCGGGAUAAAAUCAGGACUGCACUGACAGACUCUAAGUUAACCAUCACCUACGAGCCAGAGGAGAGGCCAGGUGUCUCCAAUCUUCUUGAAAUGCUCAGCCAUCUUGAAGGCCUCAAGGCUGGGCCGUCGAGCUCCGGACGGUCUGUGUCUGACAUUGCAUCAGAGUAUAAGUCAGCUAGCUUCAAGGCGCUCAAGGGAGAUCUAUCCGAGAAGCUCAUUGAGCUGAUAUCGCCGAUCAGAGAGCGCUACACCCAGCUUAUGGAUGAAGACGGGAAGAUGGCUUCGUCAGGGUCGUCGGAUAGCGAGAGCUACCUGGAUACGAUCGCUCGCAAGGGCGCGGAGGAAGCGUCAGCAAACGCAGAUAUUACGAUGAAGCAAGUCAAGAAAGCAAUUGGGCUCUUGUAA
Arthroderma uncinatum is the source of this 1887-nucleotide messenger RNA. RefSeq names its product tryptophan--tRNA ligase. NCBI's taxonomy places the organism in Eukaryota, Fungi, Ascomycota, Eurotiomycetes, Onygenales, Arthrodermataceae. The record is from RefSeq and is a predicted model, not a curated record. Gene Ontology annotation, molecular function: structural constituent of ribosome; tryptophan-tRNA ligase activity; ATP binding. Gene Ontology annotation, biological process: translation; mitochondrial tryptophanyl-tRNA aminoacylation. Gene Ontology annotation, cellular component: ribosome; mitochondrion; mitochondrial matrix. The transcript has 10 exons. Bases 1 to 1887 code for a protein of 628 amino acids.